AUGCCGUGUCAUUUGAUGGUUGCAUGCUCACUUCCCGUGAGUGUGCGCGUGGCCGUCGUGGGUGGCUGCUGGCGCGGUGUGACUUUCUUUGUAUGGGUGCGUGCGGAAUCUCCUAUGCGCGUGGACUUGGUGGGAUGCCGCCUUUUUGUUUUUUUUCGCUGCACUCUUUGCUACCUCUACUUCCCUUUCUCGCCUUUUUUUUCUUUCCUCCUUUGCCCUGCUGCCUCACAGCCCCGCUCACUGACUUCAGCAACUCUACAACCACUGACACCACAACGGAUGACGAUGGCGACGGUGCGGCGCCGUGCGGUGUUGGGCCCUGGCGGUCCUUGCGCUGCUGCUGCUGGUGCACAGCAGCUGCUUCGUGUGCGGGGCUGCUUCUGCUCCUUCUGA
Messenger RNA from Trypanosoma rangeli, 393 nucleotides. RefSeq lists its product as uncharacterized. The coding region runs from base 1 to 393 and encodes 130 amino acids. The transcript has a single exon. The record is from RefSeq and is a predicted model, not a curated record. Lineage: Eukaryota; Euglenozoa; Kinetoplastea; Trypanosomatida; Trypanosomatidae.